UGGCUAUUUCGGGUCGUGGCUGGGUCAGUUGCGGGCCGCGGGGUCUUUGGUGGGGUCUUUCGCGGGGCCUGUGCAGCGGCGGAACCACGCACUUCGGGUUCCAGGAGGUGUCGGAGGAGGAGAAAGGAGAGAAAGAGAACCGGUCGCAUGACAGAUCCCAAAGACAUAUCUGGAGCCAGUAUAUAUGUUGGUAGACUGGUUCUUUGCCAUUUCGCACACUUUUCUCAAUGCGAUUAGCUCAGCUGCUUGUACACUGUAGUGCGGCAGCAGCAUGGAAGCCCAAACCAUUUCAUGUAAGGAAAUGAUGGCUGCUCCCGUUACUCGCUUUCCUUCUUUUUACCAGGUGUUUGAAAACGUGGCAAAGAAGUAUGAUAUAAUGAAUGAUUCGAUGAGUCUGGGAAUCCAUCGUAUUUGGAAGGACACCCUGCUGCGUCAGAUGAACCCUUAUCCAGGAGCCCAAUUAAUUGACGUUGCUGGCGGGACAGGUGACAUCGCCUUUCGAUUUAUCAAUUAUGUUCGUUCCCAGCGGGAGCAUCGGAUCCAGCAGAAGCUGAAAAGCCAUCAGGAUUUAUCAUGGCAGGAGAUUACCCAGCUCUACCAGGAAGAGGAGAACAGCUCACUAGGAGGGUCCCACGCAGUGAUCUGUGACAUCAACAAAGAGAUGGUGAAGGUUGGGCAGCAGAAAUCUCAGCAGCUGGGCUACUCUGAAGGAUUGUCCUGGGUGGUGGGGAAUGCUGAAGAUCUGCCCUUCGACGAUGACAAGUUUGAUUUUUAUACAAUUGCUUUUGGUAUCCGUAAUGUCACUCAUAUGGAGCAGGCGCUUCAGGAGGCUUAUCGAGUCUUGAAACCAGGAGGGCGUUUCCUCUGCCUUGAAUUCAGUCACGUGAACAAUGCCCUGCUUUCCAGCCUGUAUGAUCUCUAUAGCUUCCAAGUCAUCCCUGUGCUGGGAGAAAUUAUUGCUGGUGAUUGGAAAUCCUACCAGUAUCUUGUAGAAAGCAUAAGGCGCUUUCCAGCUCAGGAGGAAUUCAAGGAAAUUAUUGAGGAAGCAGGCUUUCUGAAGGUGGACUAUCAAAACCUGUUAUCUGGCAUGGUGGCCAUUCAUUCUGGCUUCAAGCUGUGAUUACCUUUUUUUGUACUGAGGGAAAAACGUUCAACAUUAAGUUUCAAGUCAGGACAAAAGAAAGCAACUAUUUUCAGCUGUGUUUAUUUAAAACUUUUUAAAAAAUAGUUUUACUGGAUACUAUAUAGUUCAUUUGAAACCUGGCCAUUGAAGUACUGUACAGCCUUCAGAAAUGUUUCGAUCAUGUCACCCAACUAUGGUGUGGCCAAAGAGAUGGAAGAAGUGAAUGGAAGCCACGUUUGCUGUUUUAAAGGUCUGGUCUUUUAUCAAGAGAUGUAGGAUUACUUGAUGUAUUAAAAUUAGUAUUUAAAUUUUCAAUUGUUUAUCUUUGUUUUCCUGAAAUGCAGGAUGUUUUAUAUUAUGAGGCGUCUUCAAGAAAAAAAUGAAAUUUAAUUCACAUUCUGGUGGUAGUUGUCAGCCAAUUUCUGGGAUUGCAAACUCCUAAAUAGUGUCUCAUCAUCUACGCAGUUUAUAGUAUGUUCUAGCUAGUGAUUUAUCCAGGUGUAAUGCUGUUCAGCUUUCACCCAAGCUGAAAAACUAGCUUAGCUCAGUGAGAUAUGCAUUGUUAAAACUCUAGAGGUUUACGAUCCAACUGCAUGGUACCAAAGCAAGAUUAACUUUAACACGCAGAGUCUCCUUCAAGUUGAGGUAAUAAAUUCCGUGAGUACAUCCACGCAGCUUUCUUGCAACAAUGCAGAUUUGCCAUUGCUGCUUUCUGGGGUAUUUUUCGCAAUUCUCUAGUCUACAACCCUGGAAUUCUAUCACCCAGGCACAGACCAAGUGUGCUCUUACUUAGCUUCUGGGUAGCAAGCCGAGAGCUGCCGCUUGCUGAGGUCAUGCAUAUACAUUUGGUUAUAAAUCGUGGUUUACAAAAGCUAAUUACAAGGUUUGUAUGAAGCCUAGAACAUAGAGUUUAAUAAUAUGAGAGUGUCAUAAAUAUAUCACGCUAUACAUAAAUGCAACACAAGCCUGCUCAGAUAGAAUACUAUGCUCGAUAGUCAAAAUGCCCAAAGACUAUGCAUUCCUUAACUCCAGCUAUUUUUAUUGAUAGCCAUGAAUAGAAGUCAGCCCUGGAGAAAAUUAACUCAGAUUCUCUUCCUGUCCUGUAUGGAGAUUGAAUCCCUUGCUGUACCACAUUGGAAAUGACUGGCCAAAGUUAUACACCCCAACUUGCUUAGGAAAGAUAAAGUUAUUAGAUACAAAGAUACUUUGACGGAAGAAGGUCUUUUAAAAUCUAGACAUGAGUUAAGACAACAAGGAAUAGAGAUAGAGUGGUGGUCUUAUCUCCAGAUCCAAGCAAGAUAUUCGAAAGAUAAACAUGAUUGGGGUAUUUAUAGACAAGAUACAGGACUAGAUAAAAUUUUGCUUGGUCCGAAGAAAAAAACAAA
Messenger RNA from Crotalus tigris (Tiger rattlesnake), 2508 nucleotides. RefSeq names its product coenzyme Q5, methyltransferase (gene COQ5). NCBI's taxonomy places the organism in Eukaryota, Metazoa, Chordata, Lepidosauria, Squamata, Viperidae. The transcript is spliced from 8 exons. The coding region runs from base 272 to 1120 and encodes 282 amino acids. Gene Ontology annotation, molecular function: methyltransferase activity. The record is from RefSeq and is a predicted model, not a curated record. Gene Ontology annotation, biological process: ubiquinone biosynthetic process.